AUGCAAUUCCUCACUUCUGUCGCUACUUUACUUUUAGCCUCCGGUGCUUUCGCUAAGACUAUCCUUUUAUCCAAUGAUGAUGGUUGGGCUGCUACCAACAUCAGAGCUACUUACUACAAAUUAAAAGAAGCAGGUCACGAUGUUUUCAUGGUUGCUCCAGUCUCCCAAAGAUCUGGUUUCUGUGGUACCUUCGAUCUUCCAGAAACCCCAACUUUAGAAACCAAUGGUGGCUUCAACUACCCUGCUGCUGGUGCUCCAUCUUGGGGUCACGAAGUUGAUGAUGACCACA
Hemisphaericaspora subhashii is the source of this 289-nucleotide messenger RNA. RefSeq lists its product as uncharacterized. The record is from RefSeq and is a predicted model, not a curated record. The transcript has a single exon. The annotation marks the transcript as partial. Gene Ontology annotation, molecular function: hydrolase activity. Lineage: Eukaryota; Fungi; Ascomycota; Pichiomycetes; Serinales; Debaryomycetaceae.